AUGUUGAUCCGCUUUCAGAGCCGUGAAGGCCAGUUCCGCCUGAAUGUCGAGCCCGACACCGACAUCUCCACCAUCCUCGAGCAAGUUCUCCAAAACCUACCCAAACACACGAUCCCAUCCUCCGUCACCAUUUCCCCGAAGCCCGCAAACGCCGAGUCGAGACCCGUUCAAUCUCUAAGAGGUGUCACAUUUCGCAAACUAGACCUGAGGUAAACUCCAAAAGGAAAGACUGUUCGAGAUGAUACUGAUGGACAUGACAGACACGGUGCGCAGGUCUUCCUCGGCUUCAAGACUGAUGAGCCGGUCGCAAACGGCCAUUCAGCGCCAGCAAACCGCAUCAAUGGUAAGGAAGUCACUCCCGCAGACGACACAGUCAGUGUUGCCUUCAACAAGGCACCGGCCGUCCUCAAGAACCCUUGGGAGACAGUCCAGCAGCUACCCCUGGAUGAUCGGUUAGAUAAGCUCGAUGGAAAGAUCGAGCGCAAGUUGGACCACCGCAUGUGCAGGCAUGGUCCAAAGGGUAUGUGCGAAUACUGCUCGCCGGUCGAGCCCUACAACAAGGAAUACUUGGACGAGCAUAAGAUCAAGCAUCUGUCAUACCAUGCCUAUCUCCGAAAAGUCAACCAGGGUAAGAACAAGUAUGAGUCGGGCAGCUCGUACAUUCCGCCCUUGACGGAGCCCUACUUUCGCGUCAACCCAAAUUGCCCAUCAGGUCAUCCUCCGUUCCCUGCGCAGAUCUGCACCAAGUGCCAGCCCUCGGCCAUUUCUCUUCAACCGCAAGAGUACCGCAUGGUCGAUCAUGUCGAGUUCGGAUCCUUCGAGAUUGUCAACAAAUUUCUGAACUUCUGGAGGCAGAGCGCCGCACAGCGGAUAGGUUUCCUCUAUGGGCACUACGAGGAGUACGACGUCAUUCCUUUGGGUACAAAGGCAGUGGUUGAGGCCAUCUACGAGCCACCACAGGUAAACGAGGUCGAUGGUCUAACAUUAUCAGACUGGGAAAACGAGAAGGCGAUCGAUGAUCUUGCGCAAAUGUGCGGUCUCACGCGUGUCGGCGUUAUCUUCACCGAUCUCAUCAAGCCAGAGGAUUCAGAGGCAGGCAACGCUGUCUGCAAGCGCCACAUCGACUCGUAUUACCUCUCUUCGUUGGAAGUGUGCUUCGCAUCGCGGUACCAAGCGAAGUAUCCUCGACCUUCCAAGUGGAGUGAGACUGGCCAAUUCGGCAGCAAUUUCGUGACAUGUUACGUAUCCGGAGACGAGACUGGCAACAUCGCGAUAUCCGCCUUCCAGGCCUCCAACGAUGCAGUGGAGAUGGUGACAGCGGAGAUCGUUGAGCCAUCAGCAGAGCCAAGUGUCAUGCUGGUCCAGGACGAAGAAGAGGAGAACGAAGCGCUCGGCCGGAAGCGCUACAUUCCGGAAGUCUUCUAUCGUCGCAUCAACGAGCACGGUGCCAACGUCCAGGAGAACGCCAAGCCAUCUUUCCCGGUCGAAUACCUCUUCGUGACUCUGACUCAUGGAUUCCCGAACGAGGGACAGCCCAUGUUCGUGAAGAAUUCGUUCAUCAUAGAGAAUAGAGACAACCUGGGCGAACACGCAGAACCCCAGGAUUUGCAGAAGCAGCUCAAGGGCGGCGCAAAUAGAGUCGCUCUUGAUCAGCCACAGGGCGUUGUGGCUGUGUCCGACUUCCACCUUCUAGCCUUCGUCCAGAAACUCGGUGUCCUCAGUCAGGUAAGCAAUCGCGCCACUGUUUUGACCACUGCUGUACUAACCAUAUGGUAGGACGAACUCAAGCUCCUUUGCGAAGUCGCGACGACGCACGACGCCUCCAAGGGCGCCGCUCUCAUGCAUUCUCCAGGUUGGGCCACUCUCGAAACGAUCCUCGACAUGUAG
Messenger RNA from Lecanosticta acicola, 1887 nucleotides. The record is from the annotation of a GenBank genome assembly. NCBI's taxonomy places the organism in Eukaryota, Fungi, Ascomycota, Dothideomycetes, Mycosphaerellales, Mycosphaerellaceae.